UGCAGACGUCCCCUUCUCUCUAAACUAUUCUCUUUUCAGAGCCGGCAGCCCCUUGCUGAGUUGGUCGCAAUCAUUGUUUCUCUGCAGCAUUAACCACAUUCCGGAGAGGCGCAUCGCAUCCCGUCCACAUCCUCGCAUUCCUCUUACGCGAACGAGUCCCCCGUGUAAAACCGCCUUUUAUUCAGAUUGCAGUCCGUUUACAAAGCUCAGAUCCGUCUAAAAACCGACAUUGAAAGCGUGUGCGAUUAUUCAGUCGACUUCAAUGUUUUAACGAGUUCACCGCAAGCGAAACUAAGAGGGGAAAACACAAACAGGGAGAAAUUCCUCCGCGCAGCGCGCCAUUGACUGUAAAGACCUUUCAACUUAACAAAAACUGAAGUUGACAAACGUAUCGGCAGAAACUGUGAGGAAGAGUUGGCGUCCCCGAGCAGAGAGGAGGCGAUGCGGCACACUGGUGGAGGCUUUUUCCUGUAAAUGAGCGACGUCUGUGUUGUGAUUGUUUUUCAUGUUCAUGUGAAAUGCAGUCGGUGCUCCGCGGUGCUCGCUAGUUUUGGCAGCGGACUUGUUCCCUUUCCUCUCCGGAGCCCAACAUGGAGCACUACCAGGAGGAUCUGGGGCUCCGGGCCGGCCAGCUGAUGGACGACCUCUCCCUGUACGACGCGUACAAAGACGGGCUGUACAACGCGAGGAGGGACCUGGUGAUUAACCCCGAUUUGGACUUUUCUGCUCCGGAGCACAAGAGUAACAAUAACAACAAUAAACAGCCAAUGAACGGCACGUCUUUGCUCCACCAGCAGCACCACCACACCGUGGAGAACUUCACCUCCGGGACUAAGGUGUACACCGCGGCUCCGGUGCGACCCGUCGGCUGCACCCGGACCGUCCCGGUGGACUACUGCGCCCCGCAGAGAGACGCGGGCUACCCGGAGGAGGGCUGCUGCACCAAGUCCGAGGUGGCGCUGCCGUGCUACACCGGAGCCUCCGAGCGGCACCGGAGGUACUCUCUGGAGGUGCAGGGCCACAGGUACAGCACCGGCUCCGCCUUCGACAAGCCCGCGGCGGUGCCCGGGAACAGGUGCAACAGCGUGUGCAUCACCGGGAGCAGCAGCCACGACGGGAGGUAUAACACCACCACCACCACCACCACCACCUCCACCUCCACCAGCAGUCCUCGCUCCUCCCUGUCCUCUCAGGAGCACAGCAAGCACGCCAGCCCGAGGUCGAGCAUCAGCAGCCCGCGCACCAGCCUGGUGGUGCCGGGUCAGGACCGGUACUCGAGCCCCAGGUCUAGUCUGCUCCACUGCGAGGGCAGCAGCGUCCUCAGCCCCAGAUCCAGCUAUGCAAGCACCGCCAGCGACACCAGUAAGCACUCCAGCCCCAGGGCCAGCCUCAACAGCUGCGACUGCUGCAGCAAGCCCAGCAGCAACCGGACGAGUGGCAUCAGCAUGGGCUACGACCAGAGGCACGCCAGCCCCAGGUCGAGCACUGCGAGCCAGUACUCCUUCACCACCAGCCCGAGGUCCAGCUACUCCGACUCCCGGUACGGGCCCGUGGUCAACCACGAUCUGGAGGGGGCCAUCCUACACGCGGUGCCGCUGGCGAGUCCCCGGUCCAGCAUCUGCAGCCAGGACGGGAGCGCGAGACCGGGCACCGCCGCCAACUGCGUGGUCAGCCCCCGGUCCAGCAUCUCCAGCCACAGCUCCAGGAGCUCCCGCAGCUCCAGGGGGUCUAUGAGCACCUACCCGGAGCUGCAGCUGCCCUCGCCGAGGUCGUCGAUGCUGGGCAGCAGCCUGCAGGAGGACACGCUGCUGCUGCAGGAGUUUGGAGACUCCAACGGGGUCCAGAGUCGCGUCCACCUCCAGGGGCUGUCGGCGGUGCCGGAGCCCCAGCAGCAGCAGUCCUCACACGGGGGGUCCGUGGAGAUGGCCUCGGGGCUGCCGUCGUCGUUUAGUUAUGGGGUGUGCUCGAAAACAGCCUCCUCCAGCCAGAGGUUUAAGAUCCCCUACCAGGUGACCCCCAGCCGGGAGAGCGGACCAAGCCAGGCGGAGAGGCGGCUGGAGGCGCUCACCUUGGAGCUGGAGAAGGAGUUAGAGCUGCACAUGAAAAAGGAAUACUUUGGUAUCUGUGUCAAGUGUGGGAAAGGUGUGUAUGGAGCCAGCCAAGCCUGCCAGGCCAUGGGGAACCUGUAUCACACAAACUGCUUCACCUGCUGCUCCUGUGGACGGAGGCUGCGAGGGAAAGCCUUCUACAACGUCAACGGGAAGGUCUACUGUGAGGAGGAUUUCCUGUACUCUGGUUUCCAGCAGACGGCCGAGAAGUGCUUCGUGUGUGGCCACCUCAUCAUGGAGAUGAUCCUCCAAGCGCUGGGCAAGUCCUACCAUCCUGGCUGUUUCCGCUGCGUGGUGUGUAAGGAGGGUCUAGAUGGAGUGCCUUUCACCGUGGACGUUGAGAACAACAUCUACUGUGUCAAAGACUACCACACGGUGUUUGCUCCUAAGUGUGCCUCCUGCAACCAGCCCAUCCUCCCAGCCCAGGGCUCCGAGGAAACCAUCCGGGUCGUCUCUAUGGACAAGGACUACCAUGUGGAAUGUUACCACUGUGAGGACUGUGGUCUCCAGCUAAACGACGAAGAGGGCCACCGCUGUUAUCCACUGGAAGGCCACCUGCUCUGCCACGGCUGCCACAUCCACCGGCUCCAGUCGCAGGUCCCCGCCCACCUGCCCCCCAGCUACCCCCUCCAUGUCACCGAGCUGUGAGGGGGGCGGGGAGCAGGGUGGGCAGCAACCGUAGCCCUGCCUCCCAGGUGAUCCGAGACACCAGCAGCGGGGAAAAGAAAAACGCCUGCACCCCCUCCAGCAGCUCCAGGGGAAGCCUCUGUGUGGCCAUCCGAGCUGCUGCCCCUGUCCUCCACCGGACGGCCAGGCCGUGGACUAACACACUCAAGCCCUGCUGUCACAUGACGGUGCUGAAAAAAAAAGAAGGGGUUUCCCCCUCCUCCUCCUCCAUCUGCGAUCCUUUCCCCCCCCUUCCCCCUUGGGUGGCUAACCCAGAGGCCCCCGCUGACGUCACACAGCCUGACCCCGUCGCAUUCAUCAAAGGGAGGGUUUUUUUGGACUGGAGGAGAGGACGCAAACUCGUCUCUCUCCUUGCUUCCCUCUCUCUUCUUUUCCAUGUUUUUCAUUCCUGCGCUCUGACUGAAGCGGGUCAACGCCGUGAAUUCUGCGGCGCUGUCACGACUGAGAACUCCACUGACGUCGGCGCCAGGGAGGCCGGGGAGCAAACGACUACUACAUUCCCAGUGCUGGCUGGACGGGACAGACCCCCGGGACGGGCAUGCCGUGCCUUCAGAGCAGGCUCUCUCCGUGCAGCUUCUAACACUGAAAUAGAGUCCUGCUAAAGGCUAUGCAAAAGGACACCCAGCAUCACGAGACAGGGCCGUGAGAAAAAAACUGUCAGCUCAUCGCUCGUCACCCUGCAGCACCCCGAAGUAACAGAUGCACCGUAGCACCACGAGAAAGAACCGACUGACAUUCCACUUAGAAGUCUUAGACGAGACCUCGAGAGAUUCACAAGCAGUGUCUUAAUUAAUGAUUAUAUUAUGACGGAAAAAAGAAAAUGUUAGAUGCACAUAGAAUGUCUUUUAUAUAUGAAUAUAUAUUUUGCAACUGUUUUCCACAUAAGAUCAUAGAUGUAGAUUCUCUUUUUUCUUCAUUGCUGCACUCGCGAUAGAUUCAGAGGUUAAAAAAAACGCAGUCUGAAGCCUCUGAAGAUUUUGUGUCUGUUGUAUCAUUUCUCCUCCAGGACACAGAGCCUCUUCAUGUCUGUCACUGGUUCUCAGAUCCACUGGCUUUGUAGGAGCACAUCUGGCUCAAACAGUAUUUGCCUUCAAUUAUUUAUUUCCACUUUGAGUACCAAAUGUUUAUUCCCUAAAUCAAGUUUUGGCAACAAUGUGUUCCCUUUAAACUUUGCAUAUCCCCUCUUUCUACUGACUGCAGGAAGCUGUUACACACACUAACAGUCAGACAUUUCUAGCAUACCUUAAAUUCCACCGUCUUUCGUUUAACCUCAGGUUGAACAGUGCAUCUAUUGUGAAUAUAAGUUCCUAAAAAGUUAAAGCAAAUUGAAAAGUUGUUAAUUAUAGAUGAUUAAUCACCCUGUUUGUUUGUAUUACAAUUGACAUCAGCACUCUCAUGGCUCUGAAAUUAAGCAGUAGUUGAAGUUCUAUGUAGCGCCAUGUGUAUUUCUUCUACCUUAUUCCCACAAAAUGUGACAAAACAUUAACAGACCUUAUCUUUAGACUUUUAAGACCUUCUGUCAAGGGUGCCAAUAUUUUCGCCAAGUCCUCACACAGAGCUUUAGGAUUAAGAUUUAAACGUAAUCCUAAAAUCUGAGCGUUUAACUACAAAUGGUUCUUUAAAUGCUGAGAUUAAGGCCCAGUGGUGCAACGCUAAAACACUCAGCGGUCAUCGUAGAAAAUAAAUGUCAGCUCAGGACAGAGAAAAUGCAAACUAUGAGAAGCCAUUUAGGAACUCUGAUUGGUUAAUACAACAUGUUGCGUUAACCAGGCGCCUCAUCAGAGGGAUAAAGAUCUGGACUAAAACUAAUUUCAUCAAUAAUCAUGAAUUUAUAGUCGUACUCAAAGAGGAAAAAAAAACUAAUUGAAUGGUUUGUUUCCAAAUUCCUUUUUGCUCGACACUGUUUCCUGGAAAGCUUUCCAGACACUGUUUAUUGUCAUAUGAGCACUGAGAGCACAGUGCGUUGCUACAAUGAACCGCACGCCUUAAGACAGAACAGGUAUGUUUGUGUGUCUCGCUCCAGUUUGACAAGCGUCUGCUGUUGUGUUGUGGGAGGACGUCUCUGAAAACCCGGAGCUGCUGGUCUCACCCGCGUUUUUAGGGAGUCCGCCCCAUGUUUCCCUUGCUGGUUGUGUGUGUGUGUGUGUGUGUGAGUGUGUGUGUGUGUGUGUGUGUGUGUGUGUGUGUGUAUGUGUGUGUAUAAAACAAAAACACUUGAAACUCUGAGCUAUGGUAGUGCCGGAAAAAAUGGUUCCAACCUCCUCCCUUUUUUUGGGGUUGAGAAAACUUUACGUCACCUUUGCACCGAGCAAAAAUUUGAGGUAGAUUAACCCCAACUAUGUGUGCUUAUUUCCAAUAUCAGCAAAUUGUGUGGAUGUCUUGUGUGUGUGUGUGUGUGUGUGUAUGUAUGUAUGUGUGUGUGUGUGUGUGUGUACUAGUGGCAGGGCCAUGGCACGUGCACAUCACUGUGUUUGCAGGGCAGCGCAGCAACCAACACAAUGGCCUGCUCUCUCUGUUAGUGAUGACUGCGUUAUACCUCCCUCCAGAUGUUUGUGUCUAAUUCUUGGUGUUUGUUUGAACAUCUGUCCGGCACCAUGUUGGCGGUGUGUUCCAGUCGCUGAUAUGUCAGCCUCUGACUGUAGCAAACUCCACCCAUCUGGUAUUCACACUAGAAUAAAACAAUCACCAUUUAUUAUACACAAAACACUGGUUGUUAUUCACACUGCAUUACUGUUCCAGCAGGUCUGAAUAAAUACUACUGAAUGUGUCCAAAACAAAGACUGAAGGCGGGGGUCACCACAAGCAGGAAGUGCUUUCUAAUGUAUCCUGAUGUAAUGAGAUUCAUUCAAUGUAAUAAUGAUUAGUGUUGUAUAUUUGUUAAAAGCAGAAACGAAAAGGACUGCGUAUGUGAAACAUUCCCAGUGUCAUUUGAUUAACCUCAGAUUUGUAUGAGGGUUCUGGUCAAGUAAUGUGUGCUAUACUUGAAGAAUGAGGCUUCUUUUUUUUUUUUUUUUUUACUUGUCUGCACAUUAUCAACCCCCAAGAAAAAACUUAACAAGAUCAGAGUGUAUCCCCUUUAAAGAGAAUUAAUUCACCCUUUUAAAAAGUACUACUUGAGUUUCUAUUGCAUAGCACACUGCUAGUUACCCUGUACAUAAAGAGGCUAGUUUUGUAUUUUAUUUUUCUGUCAAAAAAAUCACUUGGAAAGAGAAGACGUCUUCUUCUCCUACUGGUAGUUCCAACAAGCACAUCUGUCACACAUCUUUUGUAUCUCUUAAGUGUUUUGAUUACCUAGAUGGUUCAUAAAAAAAGGAAGCUAGAUCUAUUUAUCUAAACAUGAAAAAAGUCUAAAGUUAUUUAAUGUAUUAAAAAUCGGGACGUAUCAUUUAACUGUAGAUGACAUAAUCUGCUUUUUCAAUAAAGUGGUUUUGUAGCUAACUGCAAAAAAAAUGUAUUUUUUUACUUUACUUGGCUGUUUGUAGUUUAGUAAAUCUAGAGUUCUUUUUUUGUAUACAGUAUGAAAUCUGUCUCUGCAAAAUUACACCCAGUUAUGAAAUAAUGCUGACAUGAUACCAUUCCUCUAUUAAUUGCUUUUAUUUUGAAAGUCUUUGGCACUCUAACACUCACAUUUCAGAUAUUUAAGGUAUGGAGAGGUAGUGAAGUAAUUAGGAGUGUUUUUAUUAUAUUUAUUAAAAGUAUUCAGUCUGUACACUAGCAGUAAUAAGCAUUGGAAAGUGAGACAGAAAACCGAUCGUUAAAUAAAGUCAAAGUCCAGGGGUUCAGCAGGAACAACAUGUGGAGAUGACUGAAGAACUAUUUGACCACAUGUACACUAAGUGGUUUUCCCAUGGCCGGCUGGUUCCUAAGUGCUUGGGAUGCAGAUGAGAAUCAGAUGGAGAUCUCACGCUGUUGUUAAAGUCAUAUCCCAUCUCCUCUACUCACUCUCAUUGCACUCUUCCAUUUCUCUGUAGCUCUUAAUGUCUUCCACUGACACAUGUCUGUAAUUUGAUCAUCCAGGGGUCACUGGAUUAUGGUUGGAUCAUCUGUCUGUUCUCAC
Molecule: messenger RNA, 6852 nt
Organism: Anoplopoma fimbria (sablefish)
Lineage: Eukaryota; Metazoa; Chordata; Actinopteri; Perciformes; Anoplopomatidae
Gene: wtip
Product: WT1 interacting protein
Biological process (GO): regulation of DNA-templated transcription; cytoskeleton organization; positive regulation of miRNA-mediated gene silencing
Cellular component (GO): nucleus; adherens junction; P-body
Molecular function (GO): transcription corepressor activity
Source: RefSeq, a predicted model, not a curated record